AUGCCCCGGAUAAUUUUCAUCGAUUUGAGCGAGGACUGCCUUUUCCUGAAUAUCCUGACGCCUUCUGACCUUCAAAGCACCCACCCAGUGAUGGUAUUCAUCCACGGGGGUGGUUUCGCCAUCGGAAACACUGAGGAAUAUGGCUACAAGAAGCUUGUAGAUCACUUUGUUGCCAAGGGCAUUGUUGUCGUCACUAUUCAAUAUAGACUGGGACCUCUUGGCUUCUUCUCUCUCGGAGAUGCGACUGCGCCUGGAAAUAUGGGUCUCUGGGAUAUGGCGACGGCUCUGGAAUUCUUGCAUGAUGUCCUCCCCGCCUUCGGAGGCAACAACUCCUUCGCCCUGGCCAAGGAGGUUGGAUGCCAGAAAAACAACGAAAAGGACACCCGGAAAAUCCUGGACUGCAUGAGGGAGAGGACAGCGCAGGAGAUUCUGGACGGUGUUGAUAGGAUUGGACCUAGCCGCACGCAUCCGAACGUCUGCGAGUUCCACCCAGGAUUGACGGCGAAUUCUUCCCCGUAUCCUCUGGAUCAGAUGCUUAAGACGGCUCAGCCUAAGCCUGUUCUUUCUGGCUUUACGGAUCAGGAAUCGGCGAUUUUUGCCGGCGGCUUCGAGGGCUACCCGGCCUUCAACGGCGUCCGGCUCACGAAGGAGGACCAGAAGAACUUUACUCGAGACGUGUUCUUCAAGUUCAUCUCCGAAAACGUAGCUACUGAACAUGAGCAUGGUACCGUUGUUUUAAUGGGUCCCUUCCUCGACCUCCUCGAAGAGUACUACAUCAAGCGCGACGCUCCGGCAAAACCAGACACCAAAUUUUACGUUCAGAGGUAUACUGAGCUCCUCUCCGAUCUGAUGUUCGUCGUCCCAACGCUCCACGAUCUCGAGCUAAGGAGACUCCAAAAUUGGCCCAGCUGGCUGUACCAAAUCACCUACACGUCGUCGCUUGAGAAGAAGCUGGAGCGUGAUAAUAGGGGAGCCUGGCACGCCACCGAGCUGAAGUACCUCUUCGACAUCUUCGGGAUCAAGGAUGAGGAUUUAGCGCCGGAAGACACCAAAUUCCAGAAGGCUUUCGUCGACAGUUUGGCCAAUUUUGUGAUUAAUGGUAACCCCUCCACCGACUCAUUCAAAUGGGACCAAGUUUCGAAGGAUAAGCCCCGACCUGGUUAUGCCAGACUUUGCCGAGACCCCGAAAAUGGAAAAGACCUUCGACCAGGCAAAUCGAUUGAAUUCUGGUUAAAGAGAAUUCCAAAGGCCGUCGGAAGCGAUCACCUGAGCAAGAGCCGACUCCCCGGAGCCCAUGCCCACCGUGUGCACACUGAACUA
Molecule: messenger RNA, 1320 nt
Organism: Mesorhabditis spiculigera
Lineage: Eukaryota; Metazoa; Nematoda; Chromadorea; Rhabditida; Rhabditidae
Source: the annotation of a GenBank genome assembly